AUGAUAGUCUUCAUUUUCCUUGCUAUGGGGCUAUGCUCAGAAAAUGAACCCACUUCCCAAACCAUUGAUUGCACAUAUUUAAGAGAGCAGUGCCUACGUGAUGCAGAUGGAUGUAAACAUUUAUGGAGAAAGAUGGAAGAUGCUUGCAAUGUUUCAGACCCAGGUAACUCCUGCAAGAUGAAGGAUUUAUCAGGCUGUAACCUCAGUAUCCAGUCCUUAGUGAAAAACAAUAUCCAAUUUAAAGAUUGUCUCUGCACUGAUGACCUGUAUGGUACCGUUAACAAAUUGCUUGGAAAAAAAUGCAUCAAUGAAUCAGAUAACAUAAAAGAGGAUAAUAAAUUCAAGUGGAAUCUAACUACUCUUCCCUAUCACGAAAUGAAAGGGAUCCGGACCUGUUUGGAAGUGGCAGAGACGUGUGUAGGGGAUGUGGUCUGUAACGCACAGUUGGCCCCUUACCUUAAAGCUUGCUCAGCAAAUGGAAAUCUGUGUGAUGUGAAACAAUGCCAAGCAGCCAUACGGUUCCUCUAUCAAAAUAUGCCUUUUAACAUUGCCCAGAUGUUGGCUUUUUGUGACUGUGCUCCAUCUGAUCUACCUUGUCAGCAGUCCAAAGAAGCUCUUCACAGCAAGCCAUGUGCAGUGAACAGAGUUCCACCCCCUACUUGCCUCAAUGUAAUUCACAGCUGCCGAAAUGAUGAAUUAUGCAGGAGGCGCUAUAGAACAUUUCAGUCAAAAUGCUGGCAGCAUGUGACUAGAAAGUGCCAUGAAGAUGAUACUUGCAUCAGUACCUUAAGCAAGCAGGAUCUCACCUGCUCCGGAAGUGAUGACUGCAAAGCAGCUUACAUUGGUACCCUUGGGACAGUUCUUCAAGUGGAGUGUACCUGUAGGACCAUUAGACAAAGUGAAGAAUCUUUGUGCAAGAUUUUCCAGCAUAUCCUUCAUAGAAGAUCAUGUUUCAAUUAUCCAACUCUGUCUAACGUCAAAAGCAUUGCAUUGCAUACAAGAAAACAUGCGAAGGAAAUAACUCUACGUGGAUUUCAUUCCCCCUUCAACGGAGAAGUAAUUUAUGCUGUCAUGUGCAUGACAGUCACCUGUGGAAUCCUUCUCCUGGUUAUGUUCAAGCUGAGAACCUCCAGAAUAUCAAGUCAAACCAGAGAUCCUUCACCGAUCCAAAUACCUUGGAGGACUCAUGAUUCAUUAAGUCAUGGAUCAUUAACAAUCACUUCAUUUCGAGCAAGUCUUUGUAGCCAGUCAAUGGAAGAUCCUAUUCCUCAUCAAUAA
Messenger RNA from Hipposideros armiger (great roundleaf bat), 1278 nucleotides. RefSeq names its product GDNF family receptor alpha like (gene GFRAL). The coding region runs from base 1 to 1278 and encodes 425 amino acids. Lineage: Eukaryota; Metazoa; Chordata; Mammalia; Chiroptera; Hipposideridae. Gene Ontology annotation, molecular function: signaling receptor activity. The transcript has 9 exons. Gene Ontology annotation, biological process: nervous system development. Gene Ontology annotation, cellular component: signaling receptor complex; external side of plasma membrane. The record is from RefSeq and is a predicted model, not a curated record.